Pseudomassariella vexata is the source of this 1194-nucleotide messenger RNA. RefSeq names its product 6-phosphogluconate dehydrogenase family protein. Lineage: Eukaryota; Fungi; Ascomycota; Sordariomycetes; Amphisphaeriales; Pseudomassariaceae. The record is from RefSeq and is a predicted model, not a curated record. The transcript has 4 exons. The coding region runs from base 182 to 1126 and encodes 314 amino acids. Gene Ontology annotation, molecular function: oxidoreductase activity, acting on the CH-OH group of donors, NAD or NADP as acceptor; NADP binding.
AUACCGAUGCCGGCGCUGGUUGCAGCUGAAUGAGCCAUGAAGAGACGGUACACGUCCUGUUAUAAAAGAAAUACUUGAACAACGAAGAAACUUGCAAUGUUAAUUUGGUCUUGAAAUAAUAACUACAUUUUCUCCGCGGCCACGACUUUCUACACCACCCCCCGAACAUAACAGUCACAUCAUGGAUUCCCAAAAACCAACUAUUGGCUUUUAUGGCCUCGGGUCCAUGGGCAUCGGCAUGGCAAAGAACCUCGCUAGUCACCUGAAAACGACCGGCGGGCAGCCCCUGAAAUACUCCAACAGAACUGUAUCCAAGGGCGACCAACUGAAGGAUUUCGGCGCCGUUCCAGAGGCAGGCUUUACAUCUCUUGUUAAGUCGUGCGACAUUAUUUUCACCAUGAUUUCAAAUGACGAGGUACUUAAUGGACUAGUGCAGGAGGCACUGACUUGCGAUGUUAAGGGCAAGAUCAUUGUCGAUUGCUCGACCGUGCAUCCUGACACAUCGGCUGCAGCUUCGGACAAGCUCGUGGCGGCUGGAGCUCAGUUUCUUGCUUCUCCGGUCUUUGGAGCCAGUGCAAUGGCAGCCCAGGGUAAACUCAUCUUUGCAGUCGCUGGGCCAGAAGAUGCUUCUAAAGCGAUCGAGCCGCUGGUGGUGGGCGUUAUGGGAAAGAGUAUUUUGCAGCUUGGCACUGAUGUCAAGAGGUCAAGCUUAUUGAAGAUUACAGGCAACUGCAUGGUCAUUGGCAUGCAAGAACUCAUCUCCGAGUGUCACACCUUUGCAGAAUGCUCCGGUCUGGGCACGGAAAUCUUCCAUCAGUUUGUCACCGACAUGUAUGGUCCGACAGCCUCGGGCUACUCGGCACGAUGCACUACGGGCUCCUUUGCACCUCCUCUGGACGGACCGCCUCCUGGUUUCGCCAUUGAUCUGUCAAUCAAGGAUGCGAAGCAUGCUUUGAACAUUGCUCAGAAGUCAGGGGCAUUCUUACCCACAAUGCAAGCUGCGCUACAGAACAUGCUGAGUGCAAAGGCGUUUGCUGGGCCUUGGUUAGAUAGCAGCGCCCUCUACGGUACAUUGCGGCAGUGGGCUGGGCUACCCUUUGGAAAUGCCGCGAGCAGGGCGGUUUGAUUGGUGGAGAUGGCUGAUUAUAUAAUUAGAGUCUAUACACAAUACCCAUAGAAAGCCUAGACGGGGAG